AUGUCAUCAUCAUCAGCCACUUCUUCUUCAUCAACAUCAUCGGAAAAACAAUAUUUGUGUGAUGCAACCAAGUAUUCUAAAUUCUUCUUCUUCUGGAAUGAAGAAACCUGUUUCUCUCAAUGGGUCAAAGCACCAAUGAAAGUAAAUGAUCAAACCUUUUCAAAUUGUGAACAAUUCAUGAUGUAUCAAAAGGCUUUAUUAUUCAAUGAUCAAGAAAUUGCCAAGCGAAUUUUACAAUCCACAAAUCCAAAGAAUACAAAAGCCUUGGGAAGAAAAGUUUCAAACUUUAAUGAAAAGAUUUGGGAAGAUAAUAAGGUGAGAAUUGUUUAUGAGGGAAAUUAUGCAAAAUUCGCUCAAAAUGAUGAUUUGAGAAAGGAUUUAUUAUCGAGACCUGAUGUUGAAUAUGUUGAGGCAAGUCCAUAUGAUAAGAUUUGGGGAAUUGGAUUGGAAGAGAAGGAUCCUAGAGCAAAACAAAGAAAUGAAUGGCAAGGUCAGAAUCUUUUGGGAAGAAUUAUUACCCAAGUUAGAGAUGAUUUGAUGAUGGCUGAAAUGAAUAAUUAA
Messenger RNA from Naegleria gruberi, 561 nucleotides. RefSeq lists its product as uncharacterized. NCBI's taxonomy places the organism in Eukaryota, Heterolobosea, Eutetramitea, Acrasida, Naegleriidae. The record is from RefSeq and is a predicted model, not a curated record. The coding region runs from base 1 to 561 and encodes 186 amino acids. The transcript has a single exon.